Messenger RNA from Rhizopus microsporus ATCC 52813, 1794 nucleotides. RefSeq lists its product as uncharacterized. Gene Ontology annotation, molecular function: amino acid transmembrane transporter activity. Gene Ontology annotation, biological process: amino acid transmembrane transport. The record is from RefSeq and is a predicted model, not a curated record. Bases 1 to 1794 code for a protein of 597 amino acids. NCBI's taxonomy places the organism in Eukaryota, Fungi, Mucoromycota, Mucoromycetes, Mucorales, Rhizopodaceae. The transcript has 4 exons.
AUGAACACGACACACAGCGGGAAUCUAUUCCGGCCACUGUCGACUGCAACCUACAACCCAGAAGAUAAUACGGUGAGUGCUGACCUAUCUGAGGAUCAAGUGGUCCAAGUUGUCAAGCGACACCUGGUCGACACGUCACCUGCUGCCUCACUGCGCAGUGCUUCCAUUCACCGAAGUAUCACAAACGAGGACGACAGAGGGUCGGCCUUACGGAGUGUCCAUCAGUUACCGGGUGGAGCGAUUACGCACGAUAUCUAUAAGUGGGCCGAAGACGCGGAGAAUGAGCAAAUAGCAAGACGACAGCGGUCACAGUCGUUUUAUUUACCCAAGGGCGAACCUUUGGAUCCGACACUAGCAAGAUUGAAGGAUCCUGGAGGGUUCAGACGUCAUUUUGUUGUUCAUAAGGCCGCACGGUUAGGGAGGGCGCCUCCUAACUGGAUGACUCGUACCUUUGUUGACUUUUUAGCCUUGUAUGGACAUUUUGGUGGUGAAGACUUGAGCGAAGAAGAAGAAGAAGAAGAAGCUGACGAAGAGCAAGGCCCAGAAGAAGAGGAACCUUUGAUCGGAAGACCUCCACAUAAUGCUGUACAGGGUACGGCUACUCCAGCUAAGGCCGUCUUUUUGCUCUUGAAAUCUUUUGUUGGCACAGGUGUCAUGUUCUUACCCAAAGCAUUUUAUAAUGGUGGUUUAGCCUUUUCUACCAUCUUGCUAACAACCAUUGCUCUUAUAUCCCUUUAUACAUUUCUGUUACUUGUCGAAACAAGAAAUAAGAUUCCCGUCUCCUUCGGCGAUAUCGGCGGUGUCCUGUUUGGACCAUCUAUGCGAUUAUCUGUCUUGCUGGCUAUUACAUUGUCACAGAUUGGCUUUGUAUGUGCCUAUAUGGUAUUUGUAGCUCAAAAUGUUCAAGCUUUGAUCGAAUCUGUAUCUCAAUGCCAGCUCCAGGUACCACUAUCCUAUCUUAUUUUGGCGCAAAUCGCCGUUUUUGUACCUCUGGCUAUGAUUCGUAGAAUUCAAAAAUUGUCAGCUUUUGCGUUGAUUGCAGACUUGUUUAUCUUGAUCGGAUUGGUGUAUCUUUACUACUAUGAUUUCUUUACUCUAUCUCAACACGGUAUUGCUGAUGUAGAAUGGACGAUUAACUAUGCUUCGUUCCCAAUGUUUAUUGGUACUGCCGUAUUCACUUAUGAAGGCGUGGGCUUAGUCAUUCCUAUUACCGAGUCUAUGGCAGAACCCGAGAAAUUCCCCAAGGUGUUAUCAGGCACGAUGAUCUUCAUCACUACCAUCUUUUUAUCUGUCGGCUUCAUUUCAUACCUAGCCUUUGGUAGCCAAGUCCAGACGGUAAUUCUGUUGAAUAUGCCAGGCACUGCUGCUGUCAACACGGUCCAAGGUCUGUAUGCACUCGCGAUCUGUCUGUCGAUUCCACUUCAGCUGUUCCCUGCCAUCCGUAUUAUCGAAACUGGUCUCUUCACUCGCUCUGGUAAAUAUGAUAACCUUGUCAAGUGGCAAAAGAACAUGUUUAGGUUUGUCGCUGUCCUUGUCUGUGCAGCGAUUGCCAUUGCUGGUUCAAGUGACCUCGAUAAAUUUGUUUCUCUCAUCGGUUCCCUCUGCUGUGUCCCUCUCUGUUUCUUUUUCCCUCCUUUGUUUCACCUAAAGGCUAUUGCCAACAAUUGGCGUCAAAAGACGGCCGAUAUGUUGAUUAUCGUCUUUGGAUUAGUUUCGAUGAUCUAUACAACCUUUAUCACUGUCUCAUUAUGGUCAGAAGGUGGUGAAUCUGCUCCUAUAUCCAGGUGUUCAUAG